AUGCUUCUCUCACUUAUAACCAUCGCGUCCUUGGUUGGAAGCUCGUUCCAAUACCCCAUAAAUCAGCCUAAAAUUGAUCCACUUGACUAUGUGGAUUUAUUUUAUGGAACCGAAAAUGGUGGGCACAUGUUCCCAGGUUCCACCCGGCCAUUUGGCAUGGCCAAACUCGGCGUCGACGGCAUUGACCCCAGCUUCGGAGAUGCAUAUUCCGGAUACACCCCUGGCGGUGUGAUUACGGGCAUUUCAAUGAUGCACGAGUCUGGAACUGGAGGUGCGCCAGAAUAUGGCUUAGUAUCGCAAUUGCCUAUAAUUGGCGAUUUUGACCCCAGUGUCGAGCACAACUUAACGCGGUCCUCUCAUGAUGUGGCCAAGGUGGGGUACUACAAUUUUAAUACCACCAGUGGCAUAGUGGCAGAAUUUGCUGCUGCUGAAAGAUCGGGUAUUCUCAAGUACACUUUUCCUUCAGGAACCUCGCCUCAACUUUUGGUCAAUGGAUCCCAUCACUUGUCUGCCCCCAAGCGGCCCUGGUGGACCCAAUACUUCGUGAAUGGGUCUAUUACUGCAGACGCUGACUUAUCGGGCUAUUCUGGUCAUACCACCUUGAAAGGAGGUUGGGGAGACCUGGACGCCUGGACGUUAUAUUUCGCAGCCAAAUUCGAUACCAGUGCGAGCUCAGUGAAAAGCUACGAGGCCAGCAAGGUUAGCGAGAAUAGUCUGCAAGCUUCUUCCACUACUCAAGAUGGCUCAUUCGGAUUGGUAUUCCUGUGGGAUCAAAAUCACAUUGUUCAGUCUAAGGUUGGUAUCUCGUUCAUUUCUGCUGAUCAAGCUCUUAAAAAUAUCGAUAACGAUUUGGGGUCCGAUUUCGACUUGGAAAAGACUGUCCAAGAUACCCAGAAGAUCUGGCAAGAUGAAGUUUUCAGCAAGAUCGACAUAUCCAGUGAAAAUGCUACCAUUGCCAGCUAUCUUUACACCAGUUUGUAUGGGGCGCAUCUUUUACCUAGCAACAGAACAGGUGAAAACCCCCAUUGGGAUGCGCCUGUAUACUACGACGACUGGUUCACAAUCUGGGAUACUUUCCGGUGUUUGAAUCCCUUGUUUAACAUUAUCAACCCAUCCAGAGGGUCGGAAUUGGUCAAGAGUUUAAUUGAAAUUUACAAACACGAUGGAUACACUCCUGACGGUAGAAGUGCCAAUCAAAAUGGAAGAACGCAAGGAGGCUCCAACUCGGAUAUUUUGAUGGCCGAUGCCUAUGUCAAGGGAAUCCAAGGAAUUGAUUGGGAUGAUGCCUUUGAAGCGAUGGUGAAAAAUGCAGAAGUCGCUCCUCCUUAUUGGCAUGAUUCGUUUGCACCUGAUGCUGAUACUAAAGAAGGAAGAGGUGCUCUUCCCGACUGGCUCAAGUACGGAUAUGUCACAAAUAACUAUACUCGCUCAUUGACAAGAACCAUAGAGUACUCCUAUGAUGACUUUGCUCUUUCUGUGGUUGCUAAGGGCCUCAAUAACCAAACUGCCUACGAAAAGUAUCUUCAAAGAUCCUCUAACUGGCAAAAGAUCUGGAAUUUCAAUGCCACUGCCAAAGGAAAAUCGUAUAAAGGAUUCAUUCAACCAAAAAAUGCCGAUGGUACAUUCAAUAGCACCAACUACGACCCUUUCGACUGCGGUAAGUGCUACUGGGGAGACCUUACUUAUGAAGGGAAGGCUGUGGAGUACGGAUGGGCAGUUCCUUGGGAUAUUGAGACUUUGAUCCUGUUUAUUGGUGGCAAAGAACUAUUCGUCACCAGAUUGGAUGACAUGUACAAAUUACACGGAACACAAGAGGUUGCUGAUGUUGGAAACGAACCAAGCUUCCUUACUCCGUAUCUUUACAACUUUGUUAAUGAGCAGUAUAGAAGUGUUGAAACCGUAAGUUGGAUAAUUGACACUUACUUCACCACUGGAAGUAAGGGGCUACCAGGAAAUUCCGAUGCUGGAGCCAUGCAAGCAUGGCUUAUAUUUGGACUCUUGGGCUUUUAUCCAAUAGCUGGGACCCCGAACUAUUUGAUCACUUCGCCCAAGGCCAAGUACUUCAGUAUCAAUCUUGAUAACGGAAAUAAAUUGGAAAUCACUGCCAACGGGCUCAGCGAACAGAACAAAUAUGUGCAAAGCGUCACAAUCAACGGAGCUGCACAUAACCAGAACUGGGUAGAUCACAGCACAUUAUUUAGCAAGGGAGGGUCGAUUGUGUUUGAAAUGACCAAUGAUCCCGUGGUGUGGGAGUCAGGCACAGCUCCACCAAGCGUGGGACAUGUGGAUAAAAACAAUUAG
Suhomyces tanzawaensis NRRL Y-17324 is the source of this 2301-nucleotide messenger RNA. RefSeq lists its product as uncharacterized. Gene Ontology annotation, biological process: protein deglycosylation; carbohydrate metabolic process; protein quality control for misfolded or incompletely synthesized proteins. The record is from RefSeq and is a predicted model, not a curated record. NCBI's taxonomy places the organism in Eukaryota, Fungi, Ascomycota, Pichiomycetes, Serinales, Debaryomycetaceae. Gene Ontology annotation, cellular component: cytosol; nucleus. The transcript has a single exon. Bases 1 to 2301 code for a protein of 766 amino acids. Gene Ontology annotation, molecular function: carbohydrate binding; peptide-N4-(N-acetyl-beta-glucosaminyl)asparagine amidase activity.